AUGUGUAACGUCAACAACAGCAGUAGCUGUAACAGCGAGCUACCCUUGGAAAACCUAGACACAGCAAACAUGUUCAUCACUGUCCUGAAUGUUAUUUUCGUCUUUGUUAUCAUAUUCGGAAAUGCUCUAACUGUCACGGCCAUCGCAAGUUUCCGACAGUUACAGUAUCCUAGCAACAUGAUGAUAGCGGCGCUGUCAUUGGCCGAUAUUCUGAUGGGUGUGGCCUACACGCCGCUCAAACUGAUGCGCGCGCACGCCCCGGUGUUCUUGGAAAGGCGGGAAAUAUGUCUAACUUUCAUGUUCACUUCGCACCUCUGCUCCCUGAACGCGAUCAUGUUUUUAUCGCUGCUGUCCAUAGAGCGCUUCUAUGCGGUGCAGUUUCCCUUUCAUUAUCACGCCCACGUGACCGUUAAAACCAGCAUCAUCUGUAACGUCGUCGCGAGUGUGGUUUUGCCUAUGUUUAUCAUUCCCAUGGUUUGCGGAACGGAUCUGUGGGACUCGAGUGUAUGCUAUGCCCCGACGCUCUACCCACAGGUCUACACAAACAUCCUAACGAGCUUAAGUUUCGCCAUGAUGUUCAUUGGGUUUCUCUGCUUCCUCAGGGUGGCAGCCGUGGAACUACGUUUCCGACGACGUCGCGUGAGGGUCGUGCACGAACCGACCAGUACAGCGGCACCGGAUCCGGAAACGGAGAUAACGCGCGACAAUAAUACUACUGUAAAUCUUCAGUCGGAGGCAGCCAACGAGAUCGAGAUAAAGGGAAGGAACUCCGCCAAGACGAAAGUGGUGCUGAUUGCCUACGCGGUUUCGAUGUGUCUCUGGACCCCCCACAUCGUCGUUUACAUCUGGGACUCGAACACGAAGCAGCACCAGAACCCGUAUGUUUUUAGAGUGGUCUCCCUUUUGGAUCUCUCCAGUUCUGCGAUCAAUUUCUUCUUGUACGGGUGGAAAAACAGGAAGUUUAGACACGCUUACUUUCGGCUUUUGGGACUGAAGAAGUGA
Molecule: messenger RNA, 1002 nt
Organism: Gigantopelta aegis
Lineage: Eukaryota; Metazoa; Mollusca; Gastropoda; Neomphalida; Peltospiridae
Product: growth hormone secretagogue receptor type 1-like
Exons: 1
Coding region: 1-1002 (333 amino acids)
Biological process (GO): G protein-coupled receptor signaling pathway
Cellular component (GO): membrane
Molecular function (GO): G protein-coupled receptor activity
Source: RefSeq, a predicted model, not a curated record